Messenger RNA from Paracoccidioides lutzii Pb01, 2193 nucleotides. RefSeq lists its product as hypothetical. The transcript has 2 exons. The coding region runs from base 1 to 2193 and encodes 730 amino acids. The record is from RefSeq and is a predicted model, not a curated record.
AUGGCAGGCUCAGAUGUUGAGAUGACUGGCGUGAAGCGACCAGCAAUCGAUCUCGAAAAUUUACAGCGCAAGAAGUUCAAAACGUCAGAUCUGCCUUUAUCCGCUGCACAGCGAACGACGAUCGAUGGCCUUCUCUAUGCAUUUAAGAAAAAGGGUGGUUUCGACUCGGUUCGAAAGAAGAUAUGGGCUGAAUUUAGUGAGAGUGAAGCCAAAAAUUCUCUUACAUCAUCUUUGAUUGAAAUGGCUGAAUCUGAAAUUGACCGCGAUCCCUCCCUUUUGUCGCGUGAAAGAGGAAAAGCAGCAACUCUGAUAGAGGGUGCCGUCGAUCGCAGUGAUCUUUAUAAGAACGUUGAAAGUGCUAUCGAUGCGAUAUCCUCUAGCCAUUUGGACUAUAUCCUUGACUCCCUACGCAGUAUCAGGCGACAAGAAGUUGGCGAAGAAGCGGCUGCUCUUGAGGAGGAGAGGGGUAGCAGGACAGACGAACACUACGAACGCGAAGUCAAGAUUAAGCGGCAGGAAAGAGAAUUAAUGUGGCUGAGAGAACUUGAGAAGCAGAAACAGCUUGAAUUGGACAUGGCUAAGGCCAAGGCUGAAGAGCUACGGCAACAACGUGAGCUUGAGAAACAGAGGGAAGAAGAGGAACGGAAAAAGAAGCUGGAGCUGGAAGAGAAGCGCCGGGCAGAAAGAGAAAAGAUUCGGGAAGAGAGGCGUCUUUUGGAGGAGCAGAGGGAAAAGGAGAGAGAGGAGCGUUACGAACGAAGAAGGCGAGAGCGGGAAAAGGAAAGAGAAGAGGAUCGUGAGAGAGAUCGUGAGAGAGACCGUGAGAGAGACCGUGAUCGUGUGAGAGAUAGAAAUAGGGCCGAAUCAUCAUCUCGACAUUCCCGACACCGUUCCAAGACCCCGAAAGAGCCUACACCUGUGAUCGUUGACGAGAAAUCAUUGGAAGACGCAGCGUUGGAGCUACUCCUGAAAGAAGGGAAAGAGUUGGCUGAAAAAUCGCGCCAGAAACCAGAGUUCGACUUUGAGCAAGCUGAAGCACUUGAAAAUGCACAGGCUCUGCAGCAACAGCAGCCACAGCAGCCACAACAACAACAACAACAACAACAACAACAACAACAACAACAACAACAACAACAACAACAACAACAACAACAACAACAACAACGUUCUCGCCAACCUUCAGUAACUGAUCUGAAGCUUCCUCGCGCGGAUCAGACCCGUACACGUGUCGUGCCGUCUCGACUGAAAAAUGAAUUGACUCCAGCCUCUGAACCUUCUAAACUUAAACGUAGCGUAAACGAGGAUCGUCGUGAGAGGGAUAGAGAUCGCGACCGUGACCGUGACCGUGACUACGAGCGAGAUCGUGACCGCGACCGUGACCGAGACCGGGAUCGACGGCGUGAUGAUCGUAGCAGGUCCAGAACACGACGCUCCUCACGAUAUGACGACAGGGAUCGUGAAAUGGAUCUGUACAGACCUUCAACCCGGGGUAAAUCGGAUCGAGAUGAACUUUCUCGCACUCGUGGAAGAAGUAGACAUCGCAGUAGGAGCCGUAGCAAAUCUCUUGCACGAAGUGGCGAACGAGAAAGGGAUAGGGAUAGGGAUAGGGACCGAGAUAGGGAUGAACGUCGCUAUCGCCCCAGGGAUUACUCACGAGGCCGUACUCGAUCUCGGUCAACUAGGCGUCGACGGCACUCACAAUCCCAUUCCCGCAGCCGCUCCCGCACUGCUCAUCGGGCUCCUGGAGAUCGGGGAUGGGGACGGGAUCGGGACUGGGACUGGGACAGGGACAGGGAUAGGGACAAGGAUAGGGAUAGGGAUAAGUCUUAUUCUCGCCCUGACUGUCGAUCCAGGUCUCGAAGUCCACCCGAUAUUGAUCGCUAUGUACCUCCUACUAGCAACCGUAGUCGAACACCAACGAGACGACGUGCGAGAACACCGGAUCGUGACCGAGACCGUGACCGGGACCGUGAUCGUGAUCGUGAUCGGGAUCGGGACCGUGAUAGAGAUCGUGAUCGGGAUCGGGACCGUGAUAGAGAUCGUGAUCGGGACCGUUACCGAGAUAUAGAUGACCGGCCUAAAUUUCAUGAAGUUGAUCGAUACAUUCCUGGAGGUUCUGGUAGUGCUAGCGCUACAGCCAUUGCCGAAAAGGAUGAUCGGAGGUCAAGUAGGCGGAGGAGCCGGAGCAGGUAA